AUGAUCUCAAAAAUACAAAGCACAAUAACCCCAGCCGAACCCAAACUUCCUAUAUAUCACCCUCACCAUCUCCAUCAACUACCCCAAUAGAGAAAAUCUUGUAUACUGUAAAAAGGGAGCAGAGAAGAGAGAUGUGAUGAUGAUGAUGAUGAGACAAGGAGGAGGAAUGUUGGGAGGGUUAAGAUGUCAAGACUGUGGAAAUCAAGCCAAGAGGGAUUGUGUAUACAUGAGGUGCAGGACUUGCUGCAGAAGCAAAGGGUUCCAGUGUCAAACUCAUGUUAAAAGCACUUGGGUCCCGGCCUACAGGAGGCGCCAGAGACUCGUCCAAGCGGACUCACAAACUAACCCUAAAAGGCUUAGAGACCAUUCUUCCACCUCAGGGUUAGAAGCGGGGAGUUUUCCGGCUGAGGUGAGUUCUCCGGCGACAUUCCGUUGUGUUCAUGUGAGUUCCAUUGAUGAUGCAGUUGAUCAGUAUGCAUAUCAGACGACUGUGGUCAUAGGAGGCCAUGUUUUCAAGGGUAUACUCUAUGAUCAAGGCCUGGAGAGCCAUUACACCACCGGAGAGUGUUCCUCCCGGGAGACACAGCAAUCAAAUGUUCAAGUCAAUGCCGCUGCUCCUGUCCUAGCCGGUGCUGCACCUUCAAGUUCACCAGUUGCUGCCACUCAAACUGCUGCUCUUCCUUCUUCUUCCUAUGCUCCUCCCUUUAAUGCUUUCAUGGCAGCCGGUACGCAAUUUUUUCUUCAUCACCCAAAAUCUUGAUCUGGGAAAGAGAAAAAAUUGAAAGUAAAUGAUGUUUAGAGAAUUUCUAUUCCUUCUUGGGUAUUUUUCAAUUUUAAUCAGCUUGACUAUUUUCAAUAAAAAAAAAAUUAAUCA
Molecule: messenger RNA, 874 nt
Organism: Rubroshorea leprosula
Lineage: Eukaryota; Viridiplantae; Streptophyta; Magnoliopsida; Malvales; Dipterocarpaceae
Source: the annotation of a GenBank genome assembly